UACUGAACUAAGCAGACUGACGAUCCAGGCUGAACUGGUGAAUACCGGCGGCGGCUAUCGAUAUCGCGCCUGUUUGAAAACCAAAUACGAAGAACUGAAAAGACUCAAGAAUAAGACCUCAGGUCUCAUGAAUGAAUGUUCCAGAGACAGUCCCUCUGAGUAUAUCUGAAUGUAUAAUUGCCCAGUUUGAAUUUGAUCCUCUGCUCUGGAUUCAUCUGAACCGUGUUUCUUACACAACGGACAGCGCAUCGCAUCGCACCGAUCGCAUCUUCAACAGUGAACGGUCUGAGAUACGACCCUUUAUCUUUCUCAUUUUCUGGCCUACGCAAGGCAGCAGUCGCUUUCUUCUUAUCGAUAACUACGCAAGGUUGUCGCAACAUCUUUUGCGUCUCUACGUUGUUUCUGCUUUUCCAUCCAAGGGUAAGGGAGGAAGAUACCUUGUGAGCAUAGUCGCAAACGUCAAUCUGACUCUAGAAAAAGAGAUAUCGAGAGACAUCGAUAUAUCGACGGGCAUACAAAACGUCGUACCCGAUCAACCCAGCAUUGGCAGCAGGACAGUCAUCUCUAAGGCCUCUACCGGGUCCAGGUGAAACGAAGCACUUCCCCCCGCCGCGCAAAAGAACCACACGGCCAGCGCAUAGCUGAAGUAACAAAGAGAGGGAGACGUCGCUGCCAUGAUGGCAACGGAUCCCAUACAUGAUCUGGACAACGUCUUUGAUGACCAUCCGUCCCUCGAUGCCUCGCUAGAAGACUUUGAAGAACAGUACGCGCACCGGUCACCGUUCUUCGGUCUUCCGUCGCAACAUUCUGGCUUUCGCUCGGGUAUUUCAGAAGCUUCUCCAUCUGAGCAAGAUGGGAACAUCUCUCGGUCAAGCAGUCCAUGGUCUCCGCCUGGUCUACGGGCCACGUUCACCAGGCCAGAUUAUCAUACGCCCAAACAGCAUUCAGCUCUAGGGUAUCAUCCAGCAAUGAUGGCUGGCGCAGCAUGGUACAGACAGCAGCCGUACAUGCGUAACCAGCCCGACUUCAAACCAGAGCAUUUGCAACCACACAGCCCUGGGACACGGUCCAGGGAAGUCAGUCCUCAGUAUGAGGAUGCGCCUGAGAAGCCGACAUCAACGACCACGGCAACAGUGACCCUGAAGGAAGAGACAAGUGAACUAAUAAUACCAGCUACCAUACCACUACCCCAGGGAACAGAUUCACCCGUCAAAGGUCGUUCUCCAAGUCCGUCUCCAGAAAGCAGAACAGAAGCCCCAAAGGCGACGGCAACUUCAAUUACAGAAGCGGACGAGAGGAACAAAGGUGAUAAACACGAGUUCAAGGCAGUCUCUGACUGCAAACCAGAGAAAGAGUCCGAGUCGAUUACGAAUUAUAUCCGAUUUGCAGUCCGCGCUGAAGUCCAACAUCGCGAACCAUUUGUCGCAUUCUUCAACUACAUGGGAGCAAAGUUCGAUUCGAUGACACAGACCAGAUCGUCGACAUUACUGUCCGUGGUGGUUGCGCUGAUAUCACUUACAUUCAUGCGGGCAUUAUUUUUGCCGCCGCCGCUACCACCUGUGCCGGACAUUGUCAAGUUAUCCAGCUUCACAAGGUCGUUUGAGCCACUAAUAUAUUAUUCAGAGAAUGGCGUGCAGCAGAUUGGGACGUUGCAGGAGACCGGGGUUGCAGUAUGGGACCUGGCUGAGUCCGUACGGGGAACAAACAUGACAAGUGCCCCGAUCAUAGUGAGAGAACUAGAUGAGCUGUCUCAAUCGUUGAACUCGCUCUCACUGGAGCUCACGCGGUUCUUCGCCAAUGUCGACGCAGACAUUGAUUCCAUUCUAAUAGUGAUGGAAUGGGCACGAAGAGAGCUCGAAGCCCUCUCAUCUCAACCACCCAAUACCCUAUCGUCGAUAUUCUUCGAUAAUUUCCACAACAUGCUGUCACGUCUGGGUGUGCUUGAGACACUACCAACCGGCCUAUCGGCUAAUGCAAGCAACGGACUCAGCAACGAAACAAUGGCCGACAUGCCCGUUGCACCCAUUCCCACACGUCUAGGCUCAUUGAUAACGGCGCUAUUCGGCCGCACCCGCUCACAGCGCACCCAGCUGACACUAACCCACGCCUUCACCGAGCUGCUCUCGGUGCUUGAAGAAAGCAUAAACAACGAACUAACCCACUCCACCUCUCUCUUCACCCUCUUCGAGUCCAUAGACAGACAAUUCCUCAACCUGCAGCGCACUGUUGUUCGAGAAUCCAACGCCCAAGAGCGCGCCGAGGGAGAACUGCUUUCAUCCCUAUGGACUCGUGUCUUGGGCUCUAAUGCAAUGGCACUACGCAAAUAUGAGAAAAACCGACGCCUGCUUUCCUCCGUGCGCCAACGGACAGUCGCAAACAAGCAUCUACUCAUGGACCAUCGAGGCAGACUCCUCGCGCUGAAAGCAAACCUCGAAGCCCUCCGGCGCAAGCUUGUGAGCCCCCUUCUCAGGGGCGGCAAUAGUUCAAUGGGCAUGACGCUUGGUCCGUUGGUGGGGAUAAGUACCACCUCCGCACAUGGCGGCGGUGUCGGAGGCUCAGGUGAAGAUGCGGUUGGCGGAGAGAAUGCGAUGGAGAUGAUUAUCCAUGGACAGAUAAAGGGGCUAGAUGGAGCGCACGAUUACCUUAAGGAAGUCAGGGAUAAGCAGAAAGCCAAGUUGAUGGAGAUGGUUUAUGGGGCUGGCCGACGGGUUGGAGGGAAUGCGUUGGUUGAUGGAGAUUUAGAGGGAGAGGGCGAAGGGGAGAAGGCUGAUAUCGAGGGCAUGGAAGAGAAGUGAGAGAAAAAGUCCUUUAUUGUCUCUAUUUGUGAUACUCUGAUAUCUUGCAUGGGAUGGUCGACCCCUGGACGGACUGCCACGGCGUUUUUGAUAAGCAUGUUAGGGAGGAAUACAAGGUGAGUAACUGUUCAUGCUGGAAUAGAUGUAUACUAACACGGGGCAUAGAUUGUUUGAUUUUUUUUUUUUCCUUAUAUUAUUUUGAUAUCUAUCUUCGUCAUCUUCCAUUACUUCAUGUAUAGGACAUACUUUUCAUAGCAUAGCAUUUUUAACUACCUAGUUACAUCUUCCCUCAGCCUCUACCUGGGUUGAACAUAAAUUAAACAAAAAGAAAAUAAAUAGCCAAAUGAAUAUGCCUUCGCUUUUAUCUUAUAACACAGCGUUUCCCCAACCAACCCCCACGCCCGAACACCAAGAGCACCCAUCAAG
Messenger RNA from Trichophyton rubrum CBS 118892, 3221 nucleotides. RefSeq lists its product as uncharacterized. The transcript is spliced from 2 exons. The record is from RefSeq and is a predicted model, not a curated record. Lineage: Eukaryota; Fungi; Ascomycota; Eurotiomycetes; Onygenales; Arthrodermataceae. The coding region runs from base 675 to 2795 and encodes 706 amino acids.